Prunus armeniaca (apricot) is the source of this 258-nucleotide messenger RNA. Lineage: Eukaryota; Viridiplantae; Streptophyta; Magnoliopsida; Rosales; Rosaceae. The record is from the annotation of a GenBank genome assembly.
AUGAGAGGAGGUCGGGUAUGCCUAAGGUCUUCAGUGGCAAUCAGCAGUUCCGGUACUUGGACAAGAAGGUUGCGGGAGGACAUGUUUCGGUGGUUAGGGCUGUUGGGUGCUAUCUCUUUGUUUGGGUUUUCUGUGACGGGGUUCGCGGAUUUGAGGGGUGUUAUCAUGGAUUCUUCUAGUGAGAGUAAAAUUUGCCUCGAAGCCUGUGUUGCAAAGGUGACAGAGACUAGCUUACAGGGGUCACCCUGGUCUCCUUGA